Colius striatus (speckled mousebird) is the source of this 3263-nucleotide messenger RNA. Its product is annotated as CDC42 small effector protein 2-B-like. Bases 599 to 829 code for a protein of 76 amino acids. Lineage: Eukaryota; Metazoa; Chordata; Aves; Coliiformes; Coliidae. Gene Ontology annotation, cellular component: plasma membrane. Gene Ontology annotation, biological process: regulation of Rho protein signal transduction. The record is from RefSeq and is a predicted model, not a curated record. Gene Ontology annotation, molecular function: small GTPase binding. The transcript is spliced from 5 exons.
UUGUAAAACACAACAGGAAGAGGUCCAGUACUGCUGUGUGCCAGAGGGACACCUGCAGAGCUGCCGCAGGGGUGGAAGUGAGCCACGGGCUGUAUGGGUAGUGCUGAGAACACUGCAGGGCUGCACAAAUCUGACACCAAACUAGGGCACUGUUUUUGGUUUCUGUUCUUUUCUGACACCUGUAGGUAAGUGUGAACUGCUCAACAGACUUCUGCAGCACCUUACAGACUGGAGGAACGAUCACAUUGCAUUCUUAGCAACCCAGAUUAAUUAUAACCCAGGAAUACCAACUGCAAAUGUACUGAGUUGCCAAGACGGGAGCUGGCUGAGUGCCAGUGCCUGAAUGAGGACAUAGCAUCCCAUCAGGACUCCCUGGGAGCAGCAGGGGUUAUUGCAGUUGCAGAAUACCCUUUCUUUUCAGCUUUUCUAUGUCUAAGAAGAGUAACUGUAACAGAGGUAUCAGCUACUUUCUGUGAUCUUUACCAGUCAAUCUGCACAAAUCAUUCCUUCCUAAACUUCAUUUAGGAACUGGAUCUUGGUCCUCCUACUGGAGAAAUAAUUACACUUAACAAGACCUUACUACCUACUGAAAAAGAUAAUGACUGAAUUCCUGGUUUGCUUUAACUGGUGCAAUGGUGAACAGCCCCAGCCGAAGAGGCGUCGGAGACUGGACCGGAACAUGAUAGGAGAACCAAUGAACUUUGUACACACUGCACAUGUUGGGGCAGGAGAGAUGAGUAGUGGCUAUUCAUCAGCUGUAACAAUUCAGGACCACAUGAAGUCUAAAGGUGGCUACACAAAUGGCACUUCUGCAGCUGUUGAGAUAUAGGAAAUGGAGAAGGCUGAAAUCUGCUCUGUGCUCUCAGAAGGACUCUCUGGACUGUGCUUUCAUUCUCUAAGACCUCUUUAUCAUGGAAUAGAGAGAAGACUUGAAUUAUAAAUAGAUCAGUGCAAGUUUGCGUGGUCUUAGCAUCACAGCUUAUGAAGGAGCAUUAUCAUUAAAAUGGUCUGUCGUGGUAGUGUUGUAGUAGCAUCUGUAAUUUUCCACUUUAGAUGAUGUCCUAGCUGUGUCCCAAAAACCUCACAAAGGUGUCUUGUACGAUGGGAUUGGAUGUCAGUAUGAAUUGUCAGGGGUUCUGGUCUGUCUUUUCUCCCCUCAAGAAAUGCACAACUUGUUUUAUUUGAGAGAUGUUUGCACUUUUUAUGUGGGAUAAACUGAAUUGCCAAGUAUAAUCUUAUAUCUUGUAAUAUAACUUUGGGCCUGGUUUUUAGAUGGCUUACAAUGUAAUGCAUGAAACUGCUGAGCUGUGCUUUGGCAUUUUUUCACGUCCUUUGAUGGUGAGUGAACUGUAACACAGUGUAGUUAUCUGAGUCUGCAAAACCCAGUGAAACUUCUGCCUUGCUGUGAUAAUGCUUUUGUAGCCAAAAAUGGAGGGUGUGCAAACAUACCUGCUCUCGAGUCAGGCUUGGGAAAACAGCCAUUUCUCUCAGUUCCUGGGCUGUCUGCCUUCCAUACAUGCACUAGUGUGACUGACAGGCAUUACUGCAACAGAGCUAAUAGUAUGUACCAGUUAAUUUUAAGUGAUGCUAUGAUAUGCUCACAACUGUGUGUUAAUUUUGCAUGGCUAGUAUUGAAUUCUAAACUAACAAUUAAGACCACUCUAUUACCCAUCUGUAACAGUAACUACACAGGACUUCAAGGGAUGUAUCACUUGUCUUUCUGGCUCCUUAAUUUUGAGGCUGUCUUUUUAAAAAUUAACUGAUUUUUUUUAAUGCAUAUGGUUUAAAUAAAAAGUGUGCCUUAAGUCAGAGAGCCCUGUGGGCACAAACUUAAAGAAGAUUGUGAAAACUUUCAGGGGAAUAUUAAAUGAGAACAAUGUCUUACAGAGUUCCAGCGCUUAAUAAAAUAGCCAUAUAUAUUUAGCCAUACCCAAUCUACAGUUUCUUUAGUUCAUAUGCACCUUUCUAUUAGGUGAUAUGGCAAAGCUGCUGAAGUGGAGCUAGACUUUUCCUUUACCAAAUCACUGACAACUGCCCUCCAGCUCAAAAUUCUGAAUGACUGCCAGUGCAGAGACGGGAAGUCUGCUUGCUGUCAUGAGAUUAAGUAAAUACAAGCACUGAAAUUGCUGCCAUAUCAGCACCAGUUAUGCUGGAAGUCAGUGGAACUCUCUUUUUCUUGCCCCAGGCCUGAGAUCAAUUAGGAACCCUUCUUGUUUUUUCUCAGUUCAAAAACCUCCACCUAGCUGGCACAUCUUUUAACGUAUGAUUCUGUUUGUGGCUUGUGAUACUUUUCAAAUCCAGAUUUUUGCCUUUGCUAGAUUGUUGGGCUGCCUUUUCUGAGUAUCCCUGGAGACUUAAAACAUGAAAGUUAGCUUUGUGUUUCUCUAUGCAUUGAAAACCCAACUCCUCCUCCUCCCCAUACUUCAUCUUUAAGGGCUAAAGAGGAAGAGAGAAUGUUACUGCUUGUAACGGUCAACAGCUGAUCAUAACAUUGUGCUACCACCUAAGAGAAAUCUGAUAUCUAUGUCUUACUAAAUCCUUACUCUUUAAUUAGAAUGCAUGCCAAACUUUAAUAUAUGUUGAAAUUAGUAUGUUGGUUGUACACUUAACUUUUUCAAGUCUUUCACGUUGCUGUCUUCUAACUCCAGUUGUAUUUCAACAUCCUAGUUAAGAUGGAGAGGUCAAAGACACUAAAUCCUGUUGAGAAAGCAUAAAGGGGCCAGAUCAUAGAAGUUUUUAAAGAAUAGAUUUCAAUUCAUCUGCUGUCACAUUGACUUCAUGUACUCACUGCUCCCCACCUGCCCAGAAAGACUAGUGCUAGGGAGCUGCCAUGAAGAAAAUGGGAUGCAUUUUCUUACCACUAAGAAAACAAAUGGACCAGAAAUUAGUGUUUCUUGAAGACUCAUUCACUAUGUUUAAGAUUAGUGGUGUAAGUGUAACCAGAAAUAAAGGAGCUGGUGAUAAUAUCAGUUCUUCUCUCUAAAUUACCUGAGAAUUUUUUAUUAAACCCUUAUUUAUAGAAUAAAUCCCAGUUUUUCAUUAUGCAAACCAAGUAGCACUAUCUGGUGUAAAAUUAACCAGUUUUCAUCAGACACUAUACAGUAUUAUGUAGGAGCAUAUUAAAGUGUCACAUCAUUAAAAGGAAAUGUUUUGCUCUUGCAUUAAGGCUGACAUUACUUUUAAAAUCUAAACAAGCAUCAAAGCAUAUCUUGGGACUUUGUUGUUUAUUUAGCAACCUUACCUAGCUGUAAUCUCCCAUCUAA